Durotheca rogersii is the source of this 2761-nucleotide messenger RNA. Its product is annotated as pre-mRNA-processing factor 39. Gene Ontology annotation, cellular component: U1 snRNP; commitment complex; U2-type prespliceosome. Bases 442 to 2208 code for a protein of 588 amino acids. The record is from RefSeq and is a predicted model, not a curated record. Gene Ontology annotation, biological process: mRNA 5'-splice site recognition; RNA processing. The transcript has 5 exons. Gene Ontology annotation, molecular function: protein binding. NCBI's taxonomy places the organism in Eukaryota, Fungi, Ascomycota, Sordariomycetes, Xylariales, Xylariaceae.
GAAUUAUGCAACAUACCCGUGCACUGUGUACGAAUUAAGGUAUGCCCAUGGACCAAGACAGACCAAGAAGACGCGGCAUGUCCUGUACUCCCAGCCUCAUCUACGUCGGAGUUGCAUGUGCUCUCCUUCACCUUACCGACCAGUUUUCUUCCGAGAGCAUCAUAUUGUUCGUCGAUCUCGAGGCUUUAUUGUUAUCCCUUUCCUGCACACAACACGCCUAUCCACCAUUGUUCAUCACCGCCUCUCUCCUUGCAGACGGAUAACAACCAGCACCAAUUCAUAAUCCUUAUACCGCAUUGAGCACUAUAUCCAUUCCCGUGAAAUCUCUGCGCUCGUGGUGAACUCAUCAUCCUCUGGCAGCCUCGUGCCAACCCAUCCCUCCUCGACGACGCCUCCGUGCACACGCUGUCAGGGCUGACUCGUUGGGCACACAUCACCAUCAUGGCCGACUUUGACCAAUUUGGUACCUCCGAAGAGGAGAAUGCCGAGAUCAAGAAGCUGACCCUCGAAGUGGAAGCCGAUACCGACAACUUCGAGUCGUGGGAAAAGCUCAUCCGCGCGUGCGAGGCUCAGGAAGGAGGCCUAAAUCGCAAUUCGAGUCCCCAGGCACUGGCCACACUUCGGGAUAUCUAUGACCGGUUUCUCCUCAAGUUCCCGCUGCUGUUCGGCUACUGGAAGAAGUACGCCGACCUCGAGUUCAAUAUUUCCGGUCCCGAAUCUGCUGAGAUGAUCUACGAGCGUGGUUGUGCGAGCAUAACAAAUUGCGUCGACCUAUGGACCUCGUACUGUUCGUUCAAGAUGGAGACCACCCACACCCCCCAUCUGGUUAGAGAGCUCUUCGAGCGGGCCGCAACUUGUGUCGGCCUCGACUUCCUCGCUCACCUCUUCUGGGACAAGUACAUCGAGUACGAAGAGAGGCAGGAGGCCCAGGACAAGAUCUUCGCCAUCCUGCAGCGAGUGAUUCAUAUCCCGAUGCACCAGUAUGCUCGUUACUUCGAGCGCUUCCGCCAACUCGCGCACGCCCGCCCCAUCAAGGAGCUGGUGCCGGCCGACACGCUCACGCGCCUCCGAGCCGAAGUGGAAGCUGAGAGCGCCGCGUACGGCACGGCGCCGCGGGCCGAGCUCGAAGUGGAGCGAGACAUCCGUGCGAAAAUCGAUACGAUGUUCUACGAGACCUUCCAAAAGACGCAGGAAGAGACGACCAAACGGUGGACCUAUGAGUCGGAGAUCAAAAGGCCCUACUUCCACGUCACCGAGUUGGAAAAUUCGCAGCUGGCGAAUUGGCGCAAGUACCUGGAUUUCGAGGAGGCGGAGCACGACUUUGCCAGGAUCGCGUUCCUCUACGAGCGCUGCAUCGUCACAUGCGCCCUCUACGACGAAUUCUGGUUCCGAUACGCCCGAUGGAUGUCGGCCCAACCCGGCAAGGAGGAGGAAGUGCGGCACAUUUACAUGAGAGCUGCUACCAUCUUCGUGCCUAUCAGCCGACCGGGCAUCCGCCUUCAGUUUGCCUACUUUGAGGAGUCGUGCGGUCGCGUGGGCGUCGCCCGAGACAUCCACGAGGUCGUGCUAGCGCAGCUUCCCGACUGCGUCGAGGCGAUCGUGUCGUGGGCGAACCUCGAGAGACGACAGAGCGGGCUUGACGCCGCCAUCCAGGUCUACAAGGCGCAGAUCGACGCGCCGCCGAUCGACAUCUUCACGAAGGCGGUCUUGGUCACCCGAUGGGCUUUCCUGCUGUGGAAGAUCAAGGGCUCGGUCGAGGAGGCGAGGACGGUGUUCUCGAAGAACGUCCAGUGGUACGCCGACAGCCGCCACUUCUGGGAGAAGUGGCUCGAGUUUGAGCUGGAGCAGCCCACGGGGGCCGAGGUCGAGUCGGAGCACGCCGAGCGGAUAAAGCACAUCUUCGACGAGCUGCUGGCGAAGAGCCGGAUCUCGUCGGCGGCCAAGAAGGAGCUGUUCUUGACGUACCUUACUUACCUGCAAGAGAGGGGCGGCGCGGAAGCGAUGAAGCAGUUCCUCGUCGUCGACCGCGAGAUCUACGGGCCUACUUCUCUGUCCAAGCUCGAUGAGGCGGCCGUUAAGGAAAACGGAGUGUCGAAGACUCCGCUCGACGACGCGACGCGAGCCAAGGCCGAGAGUCGGUAUCCGGCGUACUUUGAGUACUACACGGAGGCAGACUCGGGUGCGCAAGGCACCGCAUCGUUCCAAUAAGUAACGAGACAGGACGAUGUACAUGUAUCAUACUCGGUUUAAUUUCGCGUCUCCGGUGUGCGUAUCUGACAUGCAGGCGGCGGUAGCGGGGAAGCAGACGAGGGAUUCGACGGUUGGGCAUGAGGGUAGUAUGGAGGGGUCUGAUAUGAAGGUGUCUGUGUGCGUGUGUGCGUGUGCGUGUGUGUGUCGUGUGCGUGUGUGCGUGUGCGUGUGUCGGCCUGCUGUUGUGUAUAAUGACUUUGGGGGGACGCCGGAGCUGCCACAGGUGGGCGGUCUGACUGCUUACGAAAGAAAAAAGUACGAGACCAUACAUAGAUGGGAGAGGAAGAAGCGAAGGGGGCGGCUCCAGUUACGCGCGCACUCUCUACGAUCGACUGGCAGGGAUUCAGAUCGAUCCGUUGACCGAUCCGAUCCGACUGCCCCGUCCAUUAAUGAAUACAAACUCCCGUUUCAUUUCCUGCGAGAGAAGCGGCGGCCAUCGAUGAGAGAGACGUGCGCCACCGUACUCUUCUGUCUCUCUGCGUCCAUGCCGUGUAUGUUAGGCAUCUACCUA